Messenger RNA from Benincasa hispida (wax gourd), 1364 nucleotides. Its product is annotated as tRNA (guanine(9)-N1)-methyltransferase-like protein. The record is from RefSeq and is a predicted model, not a curated record. Gene Ontology annotation, cellular component: nucleus. NCBI's taxonomy places the organism in Eukaryota, Viridiplantae, Streptophyta, Magnoliopsida, Cucurbitales, Cucurbitaceae. Gene Ontology annotation, biological process: tRNA N1-guanine methylation. Gene Ontology annotation, molecular function: tRNA binding; methyltransferase activity.
CCUUACAAGGAUGGUUUCAGUUUCAAAGUUCCAAACUGUCAAAUAUCUUUUGUUCAUCAGUUGAGGCAAUUGCAGUUUACCCUAGUGUACUGAUAUCUCGAAGCCAACAAUGGAGGCCGUAGAAGAGGACCAGAGCGCUAAAAUGGAUCCUCCUCCUUCCCCUUUCGCCUUCAAUCCUCCAGAACCGCCCCUUUCCAAGAAUGCGAAGAAGAAGCUACUGAAGCAACAACGAUACGAAGCGAAGAAAGCGGAGAAGAAACUUCAGGCUAAAGAGCAGAAGAAGAAAGAUAUUGAGCGCAAACGGAAGGAAUGGGAGGACACACUGGCGAGUGUUACGGAGGAGGAGAGAUCCAAGCUGAUCGAGUCUCGGAGAAGUCUGAGGAAGGAGAGGAUGGGGAAGAGGUCAGAGGAGAGGGAGAAGAAGAUUGAGAGGCUUAACAGAGCCAAAGAUUGUGGCCAAAAUAUUGUCAUCGACCUUGAAUUUUCUCACCUCAUGACCCCUUCGGAGAUUCACAGUCUUGUUCAGCAGAUAAUGUAUUGUUAUGCGGUGAAUGGAAGAUGUCCUUCUCCUGGUCAUCUCUGGUUGACUGGGUGUAAUGGAGAAAUGGAGACCCAACUGCAAAGGCUUCCAGGAUUUGAUAAAUGGAUCAUUGAGAAGGAACAUAGAUCAUAUAUAGAUGCUUUGCAAGACCAGAAGGAAAAUUUGGUAUAUCUCACAGCAGAUGCCGAAACUGUGCUCGAUGACCUUGAUCCAAAGAAAAUUUAUAUCAUUGGUGGGUUAGUCGAUCGUAACAGAUGGAAAGGGAUUACCAUGAAGAAAGCACAUGAACAGGGAAUUCAAACCGCAAAACUUCCAAUAGGAAGUUACUUGAAGAUGUCUAGCUCUCAGGUCCUUACUGUGAAUCAAGUCAUAGAGAUUCUACUCAAGUAUUUGGAAACAAGAGACUGGAAGGCUUCUUUCUUUCAGGUUGUUCCUCAAAGAAAAAGAUGUGGAGCUGAUUCUAACAGUGACCAUCCAGUAGAUGAGGAAGAAAAUGGAGAUGGAGAUGGAGACGGAGAUGACGAACACGAGAUGAAGAAGACCAAGUGUGAUGAAGUAUCUUCCAGUGACGAUACUUUGUAAUGGCUUUGACCAAUUGUGAAUCAAGUCAGAGAUUCUAUUCUAAGUAUCUUAUAUUUUUUGGUAGGCUUCUUUCUGAGUUAAAGGAUUCUGAUUUUUUCAUUGUCGACUAGUUUAUAAUACAUACAACAUAGAUUGAAAGGGAAGAUAAAUUUUGUAAAAAUUUAGUUGAAGAGACUACUUCUUUACUGAUGAAAACAAACAAACAAAUAAAUCCUAACUAUACACGUUUUUCUUGGCGGUA